Molecule: messenger RNA, 1662 nt
Organism: Scleropages formosus (Asian bonytongue)
Lineage: Eukaryota; Metazoa; Chordata; Actinopteri; Osteoglossiformes; Osteoglossidae
Product: MRG/MORF4L-binding protein-like
Exons: 5
Coding region: 76-672 (198 amino acids)
Biological process (GO): regulation of transcription by RNA polymerase II
Cellular component (GO): NuA4 histone acetyltransferase complex; nucleus
Source: RefSeq, a predicted model, not a curated record
CUCUCUCUCUCUGAACCUCCAGAGCCCACAAAGCAGCCCGCGUGACGGCGCUCGCGGUGCCCGCGCCGCGCAGCCAUGGGCGAAGCCGAGGCGCUCGCAGCCGACGACAAGGCCGCGGACUCGGGGCCGAGUCCCGGCGACGAGCCGCUCGUGUGGAGCCAGGAGGUGGAGGUGUGCCUCUUCCACGCCAUGCUGGGACACAAACCCGUGGGAGUAAACCGGCACUUCCACAUGAUUUGCAUUCGAGAUAAAUUCAGCCAGAAUAUCGGCCGACAGGUGUCCUCCAAAGUGAUCUGGGACCACCUGAGCACCAUGUACGACAUGCAGGCCCUGGAUGAGUCGGAAAUUUUGCCCUUUCCAAACUCGGAGAAGAGCUUUGUUCUUCCAGAGGAAAUCAUUCAAGAAGUGAAGGAAGGUAAGCUGGAUCUGGACCAGGAGUCCAAAGAGGAUAUCAAAGAAGAGCGAGACUCGCAGUCCACGUAUGGAGAAGGUAGCAAUGCCCCCGCAAAGGUGACAGAGCGGUCUGGCAGCAAACACAAGGAGCGGGACGGAGACAGGAGUUCAACCGAGGGCCCGGUGGAGAAGAAGAAAAGGAGCCGCGCAGUCGACAAGGGCCACAUCUCCAACGGCAACCCACCCAGCCCCGGCGGGACAAAGCGUCGUCGGACAUAACCACACCUGAGGGAGGAGUGUUGGAAACAGCAGUUCUCUUCUCAGCCUGUUUCAUUAGGACACCGAUGGACUGGGAAUGUUUUUCUUGGCAGCAGGGAAUCAUGUGAGGGAGAGUGUGUCUUUCAGAGAUUAGCUCUUGCAGAUGUCGGUAUCUUUAACUGUAAAUAAACAGGCUCCUUAGGUCAGCUGUCGUUCAUCACCUGACAUGAUCACUCCCUUAACUGCAAGGGUUCGAGUGCCAGCUUCGUAGUACCGUUGUACCUCAAGGGUGUGUAGACCACAAAGCGUUUCCUUCGAAGGAGCUCGAUCAGUAGCAGCAAACCGCAGAAAGUGUGCGACUCUGCUUGCUCUGUGACCUUUGGGCCGCUUUGAAAACUGUGUGAAGAUGAAUCUUUUUCUUGGCAUGAAGAAAUGCAGACUGUUCAGCUCUCAUGGAUAGUGUUGCCUGAUGCCAUUCUUCUCGAGAACCUCUCUCCUCCUGCUGUCUCCGAGCACGUGGCAUUAGAUGGAGAUAGAUGGAGAUGUAGGUUAUCCGCUGUUGUACGAGGAGAUGUGCAGCCAAAGACUCAUUUCUUGAAGUACAGCAAUAAGUUUGGUUGGUCUUCAAGCUGCUCAUAGCUGGAAGGAGCUGUUGGGUGUAUUUUAGGUCCACAACUGCAUGUUGGGGAAGUUCAGAUGCCCGGAGAGGGAGAUGGAAGAUGUUCGUAUUGAUGUGCCUUCCCUUGACAAUACCAUGUCAUUCCCAGUUAACAAGCAGAUUGUUUCCUUUUUUCCUUUUGUUGUCUCCUCUUGCAGAGGGAAUGUCACUACUGGAGGUCUUGCUAAGAGAAGAGUUCAUGAACAAUAUUAGUCUGGAAGGGAAUUUGCCAACGUGUCAAGUGUGUUUUUGUUAACUUUUAUUGCGGUUGUAUUUGGAUUCUUCAGCGGUGAAGAAGUGUCUUGUUUCAUACUUUAUGGAUGUUGCGUGUUUUGAUUUUAACAGUGAUUAAA